Messenger RNA from Sabethes cyaneus, 12566 nucleotides. RefSeq names its product histone-lysine N-methyltransferase, H3 lysine-79 specific (gene gpp). The coding region runs from base 896 to 6667 and encodes 1923 amino acids. Gene Ontology annotation, biological process: regulation of transcription regulatory region DNA binding; DNA repair; DNA damage checkpoint signaling. NCBI's taxonomy places the organism in Eukaryota, Metazoa, Arthropoda, Insecta, Diptera, Culicidae. The record is from RefSeq and is a predicted model, not a curated record. Gene Ontology annotation, cellular component: nucleus. The transcript has 7 exons. Gene Ontology annotation, molecular function: histone H3K79 methyltransferase activity.
AUCUGUUUUGUUUAUUACAAUUUUUGGACCGUAAAAGUUUAUCUGCAGGGAAAAAAGUGUGUUCACUGUGCUGUUUAAAUAUGAAUCUUGCUGUGUUGUGUGAAAUACAGGCCGAAAACUAGUGCCAAAUAAGAGAAAGUGUGUUUGAAAAAUUUCCACUUUUCAAUGAGAACCUUCAAUCAUCAAUGUGUGAAGAUUCGUCGACGUUGUGACAAGCAAAAUCUUAGAAAAAUCGCGGAUGAGUGGGAUUUUGCUCAGGUAACAAUGUUGUGUAACUGAACAGCAUGGAAAAUAACUAAAAUCGUAGAAGCUUCAUCAAGCUGGAGCUUUUGACAAAUUCAAAUGGAAAAUAUAAAUGCGGUCAUUUUUGUUUCUCUGAUCAGUGAUGAUUCCUGGGAGCAGCCAUUUCUUUUGGUGGCGGAGCGCGUUUCUCCGCGAGUGCUUACAAUAAAUCUGUGUGAGUGAGCGCAAGGCAAACUCGAAAAAAUAAGAAAAACGCGAGUGCAGGAAGAUUGUUCGUUUCUGAUCAUAAAGCUAUACAUAUACACAUACAAGUCGAGAAGUUGUUCUGUGGAUAACGAAAAUAAAAAUAACUGAAGAACCGAAGAAAAGCGGCUGUGUUUUGGAUUAGCGGAAGUGAGCUCAUAUCUACAAGAUUGUAUAGUGCCAAUCGGAGAGCGAAGGCAGCUGCUUCAAGAAUAACUGGCGGACGUGAGUGGUAGCAAUGAAUGUAUUAAUUGAAUCUUCACCGCUUGGAAGAGCUCGCCCGAAAUAACCAGCCGAUUGAAUUUCAGUCUAUACAAUGCUGUAAUACUUCGUAAAAUAAUUGUCUCAAAAGUUCAGAAAAAUAAGUGUACAAACGUAGUGACAAACAUUCAAUAACACCGUUUGCAAUAUGGCAACUCCAAACUACAAAGAGCUUAAACUACAGUCGCCGGCUGGAGCGGAACCAUUUCUGUAUAACUGGCCUUUCUCUAUCGGUGGUGGACAUGAUAACGGCAUUGAAUUGAUCGAAAAUGUGAGAUGGGUAUGCGAAGAUAUGCCGGAAAUCAAAUCCGCAAUAGAAGAGAUCAAUUUAAAUGACUUGGACACAGGAGAUUAUGAUGCAAUGAAAAAUCUCUGCGAUCGGUUCAACAAAGCUAUCGACAGUGUGGCUGCCCUAGAAAAGGGAACGUCUCUCUCGAGUCAAAGGUUUACUUAUCCUUCUCGUGGUCUAUUGCGACAUAUAAUACAACAGGUAUACAAUCAAGCCGUCGUUGAACCAGAGAAACUAAACCAGUACGAACCAUUUUCACCAGAAGUGUACGGUGAAACUUCGUUCGACCUUAUUUGUCAAAUGAUUGAUCAAAUUAAAAUUACUGGAGAUGACGUGUUCGUUGAUCUGGGCUCAGGUGUUGGUCAGGUGGUGCUGCAAAUGGCAGCAUCAACACCAGUUAAAAUUUGCUAUGGCAUAGAAAAAGCUGAUGUACCUUCGCGGUACGCUGAAGGAAUGACCGCUACUUUCAAAUUGUGGAUGCGAUGGUUCGGAAAAAAGUAUGGUGAUUACGAGCUUAUCAAAGGAGAUUUUCUAGCUGACGAACAUCGAGAGAAAAUUACCUCCGCAACUAUUGUUUUCGUGAAUAACUUUGCGUUCGGACCAAAUGUCGAUCAUCAACUAAAAGAACGGUUUGCAGAUCUAAAGGAUGGAGCAAGAAUUGUAUCAUCAAAAAGCUUUUGUCCGCUUAAUUUUCGCAUCACUGAUCGAAAUCUAAGCGAUAUUGGCACAAUAAUGCACGUUAGCGAAAUGUCGCCUCUCAGAGGAUCAGUUUCUUGGACAGGAAAACCAGUUUCUUAUUACUUACAUAUAAUAGACCGCACUAAACUAGAAAGAUAUUUUCAAAGACUAAAAACAAAAGGAGUUGAUAAUGGGGAACAAGCCAGUGGAAGUUCCAAUACCCGUGCUUCCAGGUCAAAAAGAGACGCGAAUCAGAAGUCAACAAUUACAAAUGAUGAAAGCAGUUCAGAUAGUGAUGGUGACACCACUGGACAAACAACGAGAAAAAUUUGGUCUGAUUGGUGCAGCGGUAAAGAAAAAAGCAGUCACUCGGAAGAAGAAAAUAAUAAUUCACCAGUUCUUCGAAAUGGACGCAUACCCACAGCAACAAAGAAACGUAGAAAGAUCACACGUACUAAAACAUCUAAGAAAGAUCCAGCACUGCAAGCAGCGCAGCAGGCAGCAAAGGAAGCCAAGGCAGCGGAAACUAAGAAGCGCGGAAGAGUUAAGAAAGGUAGACAGAGAAGAGUACUCAAAAUCAAUGGACUUGAUCUUCUACAUAGUGAAACUUUGCUGAGCACAUCGGACCAAGCUAUAGGUAAACGACUUCCUCCAGCACCAGGAUGCGUCGAUCAGUUGCUUACGUCACUGGCUGGCGAUAUGCAACAUAAUGAAUUAGACAUCCCUGAUGCACCUUCUGAAACACCGUAUGCAUUACAGAUAUUAUUAGACUUGUAUAAGGCUCAAUUCAUGAAAACGAUUGAAGCUAUGCGGAAACCAGCAUACAAAGACAACAUGCAACUACAAAUUGAGCGGGAACGAGAACGAAAUCAGCGACUGCUCAACCGGGCUGGACAAUUGGAGAAACAAAUUAAGGUUCUCAUUGACGAUAGCGUGGCACUGCUAAAAGCACGCAUGAAUGAACUUGGUAUUAGUACGACAAGUCAAAACGACCUACUGUGCAAAGCCAAGGAGAUUGUUGGGCGGCAUAAGGAAUUGCAAGUAAUGGCAGCUAAACUUCAAAACCAGGUUAAUUCAAUCGAACAAGAGCAAAAGCGCCUAGUUUCGCAACAUGUGCAGAAAAUUUCCGAAAAAUACAUAAAGUCAGAAGAUGUAGAGAUGACACCUAAAACAUCAAAUGAAUUGGUAUUGAAAGAAAUUGCUAACACCCUGUCGCAAAGGAAAAAAUUAUACGCGCAAGUUUCAAGCCUAGAAAGUGAACUCAACGUUGUAGAGAAGCUCGCCGACGAGAGAAAGGCAGCGGUAGCUUUACAGGCAUCUCAGCAAAGAGAUCAGCAACAACAGCAUACUUCGACUCGAGAUCAUCACCACACACGGAAUGAGGAUCAGAGACACUCGGUAACAACACAAUCACAAUCGACCCCCAUCACUGUUCACACAGGCCAGAUAACGUCGUCAAAGCAUAGUUCAGGAUCAUCCCGAUCUCAACGUAAAUCUCGUGAACAUCGAACUAGAUCUCAAGAAUGGCCUGAAAUACCUGAUAUAGGAAAAAUUGAAGAAAACAAUCCCGAGAUUUUAGCUCAAAAAAUACUAGAAACAGGGCGACAAAUCGAGGCAGGCAAACUUCUGGCUAAUAAUAACAGCAAAUAUAAAGAUCGUGAUAGUAAAAACAAUCACCUGCAACAGCCGCAUCAACAGCAAAUAGCCCACCACCAUUCUCACCCACACCAUCCUGGCGAUGCGGCAUUGAUGCCGGCACCUCAAACCCUCAGCAAGUCGCACCGUAGUAAUAGUAGUGUAAAUAAUACUGCCAACUUUAACCUGCCGAAAACGUAUAUACCUGGUGCAAGCGUAACGGGAGAAAUAACGGCAACAACAAUAGCCAGCAGCUCUGUAAAUAUUAAAUCAGAACCACGAUCAAGACUGCAGGAUUCGCAUAAGGUGGUUAACUUUGAAGAUCGCCUGAAGAGUAUUAUCACAUCAGUGUUACAAGGCCCUCCAAAGACCAUUAAUAACAAUACUGCAACGCAGCAAACCAGCUCACUCCAGGUAUCACAUAUGCGAGAAAUUUCGCAAACAUUAUCACAUCAUGGCGAACAUAUAUCUCCUAAUAAAUCAUCGUCUUAUGGAAGAACAGUGUACCUUUCUUCUAAUGUUUUGCCACCGUCAAAUUCAAUGCACAGUGCAGCUCAUGAUAUUUCUAUUCGUGGUGGGAGUGGAAGCAACAACAAUAGCGGAAGCCAACUUAACCUACCUCACUCUGGUAAUGGCUCGUCUAUGGGUCAGCCAGGUCAGUAUCCAACCAUGUUAAAUGUUGUCACUACUACACACCACCUGAAUGCGACCACUACAAUUUCCAACGCUCCCGUAUCACCAUAUAAAGGCGUUGGCCAAAAUACGAAAAUCUCACCGAAUUCCAAGUACUAUCAACAAAAAGGAAUGUCAUCUAAUCACCAUUCUCCAGGAAGCAAUAGUACACAUCAACAAAUUUUGCAGCAACAAGAACGCGAACGCGAGGCUCGUGAAUUUCGACAGACCCAAAUGGCGAUGCACUUUAACCCGGCUCAUACCGUGGUUGUGGAUUCACAAAGUCACCAACUUAUUCGCAGAGGUUCGAGCGAAGGAAAAUUGGAAUUCAAAGCACCGGAACAGUUUCGAUUUGAUCCUCGUAACGUAGUUGACGUUUCAAUGUUGCAAACUCACCAUAAAAACUCAACUAAUACGGCGCUAGAUGGAGAAUAUGCAGGCACAACUGGCAUUAAUUUACGCCAUAUUAGUGCACCGCCCAACCAACAAUUGCUCCAACAACAGCAACAACAACCACUGCAGCUGGGCGGAAACAACUCACGGCCUGGUUCAUCAUCAUCGCAACCAGACUAUACACAAGUAUCGCCGGCCAAAAUGGCUUUAAGGCGGCACCUAUCACAAGAAAAACUAACUCAUCCGAUUCCUGCGGCAUCGACUAGUACAGUGAAAACUAUCGGUGAUCUCGUGAACGGUGAGAUCGAACGAACAUUGGAAAUUUCCAAUCAAUCUAUUAUCAAUGCGGCAGUCAAUAUGAGCACAACUGUCGCACCACAAGGCCACACUGUCAUCAAUACCAAUGUACAACGUCCGGAACGGGUUAGCAUUCGGGUACUGGAGGAAGCUGGUCGCAAUGGCAGCAUUGAAAAAAGCAAGUCUCCUGUACAUCUUCAAGGCCAAAGCAAUCUGGCUACCUUGGCGCAGGUCGCCGCUUACAGUAACAGCAAGACAUCAUUAUCGUCCCGUAUUAGCAAUGCGCCAAUAGACGGGCGCAUGCUUCCUGCUGCUAAUCAACAAUACUCAGGUCCUCCACACUCGUCUGUAGUCUAUCAACAGAGUAGAGUUGAUAAUCCGUCUUACUCGUCGUCGGAACGUACAGGUCCCGAACCCCCUUAUAUGGCUCUGCCAAGAGCAGAUAUAAAACCUUACCUAGAGUCAUACUUUAUUGAUGAGCACAAGCGGCAACAGCAACAACCACCGACGCACAGACAAGAAUCGCCCUCCUUGGGAUCGCAUAGUCUCUCAAUCACGAGCCACCAAUCCAGUGGUAGCAGCAGUCGCCAUAAUGAACUACAUUCACGUAGUCACCAGGUCGGUGUAAUGGAUUCUUCACAUUCUCGCCGAGAAUCUAUACAUUUGAUCGACGAACGAAUGGAAAGAAUGAAUGGAAGUCCUCCCUUAGAAGGAUUGGCAGCUUCGCUUCGAGCUCGGGUAAUUGCAUCCCUUAAAAGCAAAGAAGAAGAUGAAGAGAGACAUCGAAGAGAUCUCAACGCAACAAUACAUGUUCAGGGUCCUAGCGGUGGUAGUUCAGUUGGUAGUGGGAGCAUCCAAUUGGUACAAACCGUACAUUCCAAAUCAGACAAAUAUCCAUCCUCCGGAAUGAAGCGAAGAUCUCCAAUUACUGAGAAUACAUCACGUCCUCCCAAAAUGUUGUACACGGAUUGUUCGGAUUCCAUGCUCAAUCCAGACGUUCUUCAAAUAAGUCAAGGUGGUCCGGUAGGAGUAACACGUGGCAUAGGGCCAUUGAUGAGUCCAGAAAUAAAUUCACUUUCUUCCGAAGAUCGUCAGCAUUUAUUGCGUCAUAAUAGAAAUGACGUUGAUGACGACGUGGGAGACGACGAAUCCAGCUGGCAUGACCGUGUCAGUUCCGGAUUUGACCGAUUGGUAGCAUUCGCGUCAACUGAACUGGACAAAACUCGACGUUCUAACGAAGAUGCACCACCAUUAUCGACGAGUUGCACUACAUCUCCGGAUUCGGGUAUUAAUCAAAGCGACCACAGUCGUACAUUUUUAUCUUCGUCAUCAUCGUCAUCGCAGCUAGACGUUCCACCGAGUAGUGGUAGCUCCGGUAGCAGUACAGGUAGUGGUUUGUCGAAACACGUUGUGCCAAUUAUAAAAUCAUCACCUGCUGAACCGGUUGAGAGCCCUCCAUUGUCUGAUGUCGGUCUACCACGGACGCCUAGCCCUUCAUCAAGUCCCCCUUUAUUGUACCAGUCUUCAGUAGUUGCACCUGCUGCGCACAAUCUUCUUCACGCAGGAAACAAUCUGAAAAUUCCUCUGAAGUAUCAACGACAGUCAAAAAUAUCAUCAGAGAAACAUUAUAAAAAGAAAUUUCGUGAACGUAACUGGGAAGAAUAUGAAGAAAGUCUCGGAGGACGCUUGAGCUCUACUGGUAGCGCAGAGCCACUCGAACAAGAUUAUGCCGAUGGAUUCGGAGCAUCUUCGAAUACAAAUGUUAGCACAGGGCUGCUGUCUGCCAACAAAUUGGACAGCAUGGCUUCAAAUACAUCGGAUAACCUUAUACACCACCAUAAACACAAAUCAGCAAAGUUUCGACCGAAAGGCAAAGACUGGAACUGGGACGAUGAACAUUCGAACACAUCCUCUUCUAGUUCACAUCGACAUAGAUCCGGCCAUACUCCAACGUGAUAGGCUCUGAGGAACUCUUGAGAGCCAAUAUUGAAUGGGUCACCUUUAACAUAGUUUGAUUUAUAAAUCUAUCAAAUAUUUUCCCUAUUUCUACUUUGUUUGCAUAUUAACUAAAUUGAAUAUCAGGUAGUUAAUGUAUAACAGUACAACAUCAAAUUUCUAUUAUGGUUGUGGCAGGUCAUUGCUCAAUGCCGUUAAAAACUAGAUCCCAACAAUUCGAAUGUUAUAUACGCCAGUAGUUUUCGAGUUUCACAUGUAAGACUGAAUUUAAACCAAAAUAGUCGAAUUAUUUCACUUUACGGAUUAGUUGCUUGACAUUUUGAAAAAUCUCUAUUCUACUCUCAAUUAAUCUUCUAUUGCAUUUUCAAUUGAAUUUUUUAAAUUCCAAUUGAAGCAUUGAAUAUUAAUUCUUAUUUGUCAUGCAUUUCUCAAUGCUAUUGUUGUGUAUAAUUAAACAGUAGUGGACAUACUACUUUAAACACAAAAUAUUUCGUAGAUAAUUACCGUGUAGUGAGUAUUUUGCGUUCAUAGUAGGUAGUAAGAUUCAAUAGAAUAUUUUCAGCUUGGUUCAUAUUUGCGCCAGGACUAACAAUGGCACUCAUGGCAUAUUUUUUCUGACUAUUUUGAAAAUUUAAAAUAUUCUAAUGGUAAAACAUGCCACACAAAUCAAUUCUUGAUCUGGCCAAGAUUUUUUUCCAAGAAAUUUUCUCGAUCAGAACUGGCCCACGAUGUACCUAUCGUUGUGUUAUCCCAAGCAGAACGUUAAAAACAAAAAAAAAGACAUCGAAAUUUCCUAAUCUAAAUUCACUAAUUGACUAAAGUACUGAAACAUGCAAUUAUGUAGGCAUAUGUAUUAUACUGCCGCUAUUCGCACAACUGUCACAAUUUCUAUAGAGUUUCCUAUAUAAAUGGGACUGUUAUGCGAAUAGCGGCAGUAUAAGUCUUUAAAAUGCGUCAAAACACCUAUACUAAUAGCAAUUUUUGAUAUACAAUUGUGUUUAGUGUUUUCAAUCUUAACCCAUUAUGAUCCGGCGUAUAAUAUUAAUUGAUAUUAAAUUUCAUACGCUGGGACAUAAUAGAUUAACCUUCUUUGUCCCAUGAUAGCACAGGGGGCCUGUGACUUCCGAUACUGAAAUAAAUCGGUUAAAUUUUUAAAGCUUUGAAAUAUGUCAGAUUUAUGAUUGAAUAUGAUUGAUUUCAGAACGUAAUAGAAACAUUAUUGCAUAAACUGAAAAGUUUUGCUUUACGGAUUGUUUAUUAAUAACUUAUCAGUUGAUCAAAAACUGUAAACAACCCAAAUAGGUACACUUGAGAUUGAGAGGGUGAAGGCAUAUGUAUAUGUCUUUUGUUUAGAUAUUUUAAUAUAUGUAUAUUUCAUUGGUACUACAAUGGCCUGAAUGUCUCAAGCCUGACAUAUUCCAACGUAUCAAAAUAAGCGAAUCUUAAACCUAAUAAAGUUUAUAUGUUUUCGAUUUCCACAUUCAAAGGUAAACUCCUCUUAUACAUGAUAGAAGAGUGUUAUGAAACAUAGGUGAUUUAUAGUACUAUCUCCAGGAUGUGAGAAAACGUAAAGGAAAAGCGGAGCGAAAAUUUUUAUAAGGGAGGGUCAUUGAAGUAACACUUACUAGGUUCGUAGGUCAUACCUUUUAACCAAGCUUGGAUAUCCACGGGUUGGACCAAGCUAUAAUAGAAUUCAAUUAUUACUGAAUUCGAUCCCUACUUUUCCGAUAGGCUUCCGUGACUCAAUGAAAAUAAAGCUAGGCUGAUCGUACAAACGUAUUGGUACCACGCCUGUAUCAUACAGUAAAAGCAAUCGAAGCGCGCGGGAACUACGUCAAAAGGGUUGUUUUUUUAUUAUAGAUUGCGUUGAAAUUUUUCAACCACGUAGUGUUGUUGCCAUGAGCACAUGGUUUGUUGUAUCUGUUUUCUUUACUAAUAUGAUCAAACAUGUCUUUCCUCCUAACCUGUCUAUUUAUUAUCAUUUCAAGGGAUACGGGACGUAAUUAGCAGCUAUUUUUACUGUGGAACUGUAUAUUGAUUCUUAUUUCACCAAAUCUUUGGCAAGUAGCUUGUAAAAUUGGUGACCUAAGAACACUUUACUUUCCAGUUUAUGCCAGGGAUUUGGUUUGCGUGGAGGGCAUGAUGUCCCGUAACGCUGGAAUGUGCCUUAGAGGUUAGUUCAACCCGCGGGUCUCCUAACUUUGUAAAAAGGAACAAACUAUGAAAAUAGUAAAUGUUACUUCAAUGACCCUCCUGCUAUCUAGUUUUCAACUCUGUCACCUUAUCCGUCUUAUUCCGCCUUAAGGAAACUAUAAAACAUAUGUUUAUCAUUACUUUCAUUUGCCAUUUCCUUCUGCUAUUGGAAAGGCUGAAACGAUAGUCUCAGUUAUUCAAAUGUCUGGCUUCAUUAAUAAGUCUUGCUGACUUAACAUAAACAUAAGAUUGAUCUAUUCCAGUAAACUGGGUUUUAUGACGAAACGUCUUCCCUACUCUGAACAGCAAUACUUUAAAACUGUCAAAAUGUACAAUGAAAUAUCGAACGAUCAUUUUAGGCGUAGUAAACGCAAUAACCGUGGUCUGAUGAGCCACUCUUCCAUAGAAACAUGGAAGUUUUUUCGGUACAAAAUGUUUUCUGUAAUCAUAGUGGAUAGGAUUGUAACUUUCACCCAAAUUGGAGAAUUGUGAUACAAAACCUUAAAAUUAUCUUUUACAUUAUCUGGGAAAAAAUUAUCGAUUUGUCUACAGAUACAUGUACCUUAAAAGGCAACUCUUUGAAACCAAGAUAUUACGUGUAUUUCCGUGCAUGAAGAAUGAUGAUGGUAAGAGGCAAACAGACCAACUUUCAUUUCAUAGUCAGUUUAACCAUUACACAUUGAAUUUCACUGGCAAAGCACAAAUUUUUUGAUUUAAUCGUAAAAUACGCUUUUUGCAUUGUUUUAAAAAUAUACGAAUUCGCACAUUUGAAAUGUUUGACGAAUACGCACAUUUGACAAUUGAAACAUGGUAUAUUUUGGCUCAAUGUUUAACAGUAUAUAGAACAAAGUGUGAUCAGAGGCACAUCAAUGUUUGUAAUUGAGCAACAGUUGGUGGGUUUUCAAGUAGUGUCAUUAUAACAAAUUGUCGAAGUCAAAAAAAAGUUUUAGCAAUAACCACAAAAGAUUCGUCCUUUUGACCGACUUCACCAUUUGUUAUUUUUUAGAAUUGAAGCAUUUAGUUCCUCGCUUUUCCACUAGAUCUGACUUGUGACUUGAAAAUUCGUUUUUAUAUUUUGUGGCAGAACGAGAAUAAAAAUGCCAUCAAGAGCUUUUUUCCACUAGGCAUACAAUAAAGGAUUUCCCAUAGGCAUUUGAUGUACCUUUAACAUGGUAACUAUUUGAAAUCCAGAAACAAGCUUAUAUUAUUUCGGUAUUUACACAUUUCCGUUGUCAAAGUAAGUACUUAUACAGAGAUACCUCGAUAUAAGACAAUUUAUAAUUUCUAAAAGUUGUCUUAUAUCGAAAUUGUCUUAUAUCGAAACAUGGUUUUUUCAAAAAAAAUUUGCAUUAGCGGUCGCCAGUUUUGCUCUGUGUUAUAUGUUUACGGUUUUUGAACUAUUUAUUAUUGUUUGAACUAUUAGUUUUUUACUAUUUUUGGGGUUAUUUUGAAAUAAUGAAUAAUGACUUUGCUUAUAACCAACCAUGUCCAAAACACAAGCACGUAUGUAUCAUAGAUUUACAACAAAAAUUCUUGCUUGCUUGGUAUUCUUGCUGGUAUUAUUUUUUAUUUCGUCAAAUAUCAGCUAAAUGAGUAGGGUGACGACGCGCGAAAUUAUUUAACUUCACGGCAGCUGUGUUAUUUUUGAAAACAAAAUUGACUGCGCUAAGGUGUUGUCUGCAUUCGUCCUUACAUAAAGAGUUUUUACAAGAGCAUCUGUUUUGUUGCUUACUUUUAGAUGAUUUAGAUGCAAUACACUGUUAGUACAUCGUGUACCUUGGUAAGCUUCUUUUAACCUGUAUAACCAUUUUAAAUUGAGGAAUAAUUGCAUAUUUUGGCUCAAUGUUUAACAGUAUAUAGAACAAAGUGUGAUCAGAGGCACAUCAAUGUUUGUAAUUGAGCAACAGUUGGUGGGUUUUCAAGUAGUGUCAUUAUAACAAAUUGUCGAAGUCAAAAAAAAGUUUUAGCAAUAACCACAAAAGAUUCGUCCUUUUGACCGACUUCACCAUUUGUUAUUUUUUAGAAUUGAAGCAUUUAGUUCCUCGCUUUUCCACUAGAUCUGACUUGUGACUUGAAAAUUCGUUUUUAUAUUUUGUGGCAGAACGAGAAUAAAAAUGCCAUCAAGAGCUUUUUUCCACUAGGCAUACAAUAAAGGAUUUCCCAUAGGCAUUUGAUGUACCUUUAACAUGGUAACUAUUUGAAAUCCAGAAACAAGCUUAUAUUAUUUCGGUAUUUACACAUUUCCGUUGUCAAAGUAAGUACUUAUACAGAGAUACCUCGAUAUAAGACAAUUUAUAAUUUCUAAAAGUUGUCUUAUAUCGAAAUUGUCUUAUAUCGAAACAUGGUUUUUUCAAAAAAAAUUUGCAUUAGCGGUCGCCAGUUUUGCUCUGUGUUAUAUGUUUACGGUUUUUGAACUAUUUAUUAUUGUUUGAACUAUUAGUUUUUUACUAUUUUUGGGGUUAUUUUGAAAUAAUGAACAUCUUCAUGGCACCGAUUUCAGAAUGGAAAAUCAGCUCUGGUAUCGUUAUCAGCUAUGUCAAAGGGAUUUGUUUCGAUAUAAGACAAAACUGUCUUAUAUCGAAUUGUCUUAUAUCGAGGAUAUUUUAUAACGAGGCUGUCUUAUAUCGUGGUAUACCUGUACACACAAUAUAUUAAACCAGUGCCUCCCAGUUGGCCUCGAGAUACGAUACUGGUCUAGUAAGCCAGUCGUCGUAUGUUCGAAUCUCUGUUAGAGUUUGUUAGAGUCAAUAGGACCGUUGGACCGGCUCCGCAAUUAUACUGUACUCCAACAACAGCUGGCUGCGAAGUCUGUCGAAUAAAAACAGAUGGUCAAGUUUCGAUAACGAAAUGUAGCACAUAGACUUUGCUUAUAACCAACCAUGUCCAAAACACAAGCACGUAUGUAUCAUAGAUUUACAACAAAAAUUCUUGCUUGCUUGGUAUUCUUGCUGGUAUUAUUUUUUAUUUCGUCAAAUAUCAGCUAAAUGAGUAGGGUGACGACGCGCGAAAUUAUUUAACUUCACGGCAGCUGUGUUAUUUUUGAAAACAAAAUUGACUGCGCUAAGGUGUUGUCUGCAUUCGUCCUUACAUAAAGAGUUUUUACAAGAGCAUCUGUUUUGUUGCUUACUUUUAGAUGAUUUAGAUGCAAUACACUGUUAGUACAUCGUGUACCUUGGUAAGCUUCUUUUAACCUGUAUAACCAUUUUAAAUUGAGGAAUAAUUGCUCAGCGAUAAUCGCGUGGUCAAUUACUACAAAUUAUAUAGAUGAUGCGUUCUGACCUGUUGACAUUGGUCGAUGAGUAAUGUUGACCGUUGGCCAAUAUUACAGAUCGGAACGCGAGUUUUAUUUCUGAAUGUUGACUUUAAAAAUUGCUACAUUGCCCAUUCGUACGAUAUGUGCGCAAUAAAAAUGUAACCAUCGCUGAGUUUUCAUUUCCCUGGUUGUGAAAAAAUGUUCGUUCUUCUAUUUUAAGAUGUAUAAGUUUUGGCACAUUCUCAAAAAAUUCAGGUAAAGAUUUUUCCCAGAAAAUGGUCUUUUUACACAAAGUUUGAUAUUAUCAUUUCACUUGUGUUUAACCAGUUUGAGAUUCUUAAAUUUAGGUAACAGAGAUAAAAUAAAUAGUAGUUGAUUUCAUAAAAGCGGUUACAGAAAUCAAGAUUUCUAAGCUUAAUUUUUAAAAUUAAAGAAGUCAUUAUUAUUUGAAGU